This is a messenger RNA of Drosophila gunungcola (fruit fly), 1052 nucleotides long. RefSeq lists its product as uncharacterized. Lineage: Eukaryota; Metazoa; Arthropoda; Insecta; Diptera; Drosophilidae. The coding region runs from base 882 to 1052 and encodes 56 amino acids. The transcript has 3 exons. The record is from RefSeq and is a predicted model, not a curated record.
UAUCAGUCUCUCCGCUGCGCAUCGUCGAAACGGAAGGAAAAUCGUGUUAAUUCCUUGUGAUCUGUGUUGCGAGUCCAACUCGAUUUUUUACUUUGUUGUUAUCUUUUAAUUUCACUUGGAUGUGCAAUUGCCGACGCUAAAAUACGUACUAUAAACAAAAAAUAAAGAGUAUCGGUCGGCGCUCAGUUAAAAUAACUAAGAAAAUAAAAUAAACGCCACGUUCUCGCGUUCUACAAAACUCUCCCAUUAAAACACUCGAGCAGCGUAUUACAUAUAUUCGACCACGCUAUAUAAUUAGUUACUUGCCGCUGAUAUUUCAAACAAUCCGCAUGGCAACAAUACCAAAAAUUUCAAUGAUCUGAAGUGACACAACUGUUUUAAUCGAAAUAAACGUGCGUUUAGUGUUCAUCACCCACUAAUAAACAACUAGAAUAGAGAGUGAAAUCCGGAAAAAGUUAUAUACACCUUACCCAGUGCGUUUCCAAUGUAGCCCUUCAUGGAUAAUUAACACGAAAUCGUUGUGUGACUAUAUAGCAAUAUCGUGUUAAAGCAAAUUUUGCAGUGGCUGAAUUUAGCAGCGAUCCAACAAAAAGUGCCCCCCAAUCAUCUCAAUACCCCAGCGAAUUUCUCUCAUUUGUCAGCGUGGAAUUUGCCUGAGUCACUCAGCCAUUUCAAUUUUCCGUUCUUCAAAUGGGUUGACUUGUGACAUUGCAGCUUCCUGGACCCGGGAAACAAAAGGGAUACAACUUGAACCUCAAAAGACAUAGCCAAGCUCCACAAACCCGCGGCCACUACCGAAACAUCAAUUAAAGUCAAUAGUUAAUCAACAAUAUAAAACCUGGAAACCGUUGGAAACUCUGCUUGAAAGCAGCGCACCACCCAUGAACCACUCGGCCAAAGCGCUCAACAGCGUGGCCACCAAGACUAGCACCUCCUCCUGCACCAUCACCAUCCACAUCCAUCCACAAAACCACCUGCACACUGGCCACCUGAUUGCCCACCGUCUUGGACACUCCUACGCAGCUCGCGCCGAUCACAAUUAUUCGGGCUAA